Molecule: messenger RNA, 2002 nt
Organism: Amyelois transitella
Lineage: Eukaryota; Metazoa; Arthropoda; Insecta; Lepidoptera; Pyralidae
Product: cytochrome P450 6B5-like
Exons: 1
Coding region: 65-1540 (491 amino acids)
Molecular function (GO): oxidoreductase activity, acting on paired donors, with incorporation or reduction of molecular oxygen; heme binding; iron ion binding
Source: RefSeq, a predicted model, not a curated record
CAGUGAUGAAAUAUAAAGUUGGAAUACACAACAGAUUUUGAACAGUUACAUUUGACCGGUCAACAUGAUUGUGUUACUGCUAUUGUCAAUUUCCCUUAUCUUAAUUUACGUUUAUUUGAACGGCAAAUACAAUGAGAACUACUGGAAGGAACGCGGUGCAAAGUUUUACGAAGUGAACAAAGUUUUGGGACCGUUCUGGGAAUUUCUGAUUAGCGAUCGGCCGUUGUUUCAGAUAUUCCACGACAUUUACAAAAAACAUCCAAACGAACCAGCAAUAGGUAUCGGAACGUUUUUCACACCCUCCCUUUAUGUGACUGACGCUAAAAAUGUUCACGCGGUGAUGCAAACAGAUUUUGUGUCGUUCAGCGAGAGAGGGUUCGAGAUGAACGAAGGGGAUUUGUUGGCUGAUAACAUAUUGUUCAUGGGUGGUAAGCGAUGGAAACUGAUGCGGCAAAACAUGACGCCAUUAUUCACUGCCGCGAAACUAAAGAAUAUGUACUACAUCAUCGACAAAAGUGCGCUGGACUUUGUGGAGCAUUUGAAGAACAACCCUGAGAAAUGGAGAAGAAACACGUUUGAUACGCUAUCAACGUUCUGCUGCGCGGCGAUCGGUGGUGCCGUUUUUGGAAUCGGUUCAGAAUCAACCUACGAUUCCCCAUUCCUCGAAAUAACUAGAGCCGCCUUUCGUCCUACCUUGUGGAGCAAUAUAAGGUUUUCAUUAUCCAAUUUGUGCACUCCUCUGUUCAAAUUGUUGGGACUGAAACUUUUCUCGGAACACGAAGAAUUCUUCAUCGGUGCUAUCAAACAAGUGUUGAGAAAACGAGAACAAGAAAAAGUAAAGAGGCAUGAUUUUGCUGACAUAUGUAUACAAAUACAGAAGAACGGUGUAAUGAGAGAUGAGACGGGGUUCGAGUUGGUGCCAUCCGACGAACUUCUUGCAGCUCAAGCGUUCUUCUUUUUCACAGCCGGUGUUGAACCCACAGCUACGGCUAUAUUCGCUGUUCUCAUCCAACUUGGAAAACAUCCAGAAAUACUCAAACAAGUGGUACAAGAAAUUGAAGAUGUCUAUAACAAACAUAACGCACAAUUAUCCUACGACGCUAUCAGCGAAAUGGAAUAUCUGGAUAAGGUUUUAAAUGAAUCUUUAAGAAUAUUCCCACCGAUAGGUUUUUUGACUAGAAAAUGUGUUCGGGACACCGUGUUGCCUGUUGGGAAUAUUAAAGUUGCAAAGGGAACUAAAAUGUAUACAGCCGUGUACGAGCUUCACCACGACUCUCGGUAUCACGAAAACCCCGAGAUGUUUGACCCCGAAAGAAAUUUAACAGAUCAAAAAAGUGAAACUUAUCUGCCGUUUGGUAAAGGAGGCAGAAUAUGCAUUGGUGCUAGAUAUGCUAAAUUACAAGCAAAAGCUGCUUUAGCUCACGUGUUGCGUUCGUUUGAUAUAAAAACGGUUGAGCACAAAGGUGGAUUAAGAUUCGGUAAAGAUCAAGUGCAACUCAGAAUGAAAAAUGUGGACAUUGAAUUCAUACCUAGGAAUUAAAUUGACGGCCUUUGCGGCGCAGCGACAGUGCGCUUGUCUGUGACACCUGAGGUCCCAGGUUCGAAUCCCAAUCGGAGCAUGAUGUGAAACGAAAUUUGCUGAUUGGCCUGGGUUUUGGAUGUUUAUCUAGUAUAUAAGUAUUUACAAAUAGUAUAGUUGAGUUAGUAUCUCGCAACACAAUUAACUUAAACGAACUUACUUCGAGGCCAACACAAUCUGUAUAAUUUGUUACAAAAAAAAAUCUUGUAAAUAUUACUCGUGUUUGUAAUUUAAUUGUGAAAUUUUAGCUGUUAAUUGAAAACUCUAUUAUAUCAGUGUCGUAAAUGCAUGUGUGUAUUAACUUUAAUGAAGAUACGUCGUUCACGCACAUAGUAUAUUUUUUUAUAAAUAAAACCCUUUAAUACCUUUAAGUAACAUUAAUAAAUAUUCUUUAGUAAGUUGAAUAAAUACUCAAUCAUAAUC